CGCAUCAAAGAUGGCUGACUCGCGGUUUGAUGGAUGUAAACAUUCCUAAUUAUCGACAGUUUAUACUACAUUACUAAAGUCAUACUGUCACAAACAGGGCGUAUAUUUCAACAAUACAACCAACAGAAUGGCUAUGAUUGCAAAAAACCGAACAAAGAGCACAUGGACGCCGCUCAGCAAUGGAAAUACAAAUAACCAGAUAUUUGAUGAAAGGAAGGCCUUAAUAGGAAAAUGGUUUGAUAGAUGGACUGAUGAACAAAGAAAAAAGAUCUUUGAAGAUUUGGUACAAAGAUCUAAACACAAGCAGUUACACUAUGCUCGAGAUUUGCUGAACGAGACAGUCCCAGCUUUUCACGAGGAUUUUACGCGUGUGCUCCCACGCGUACUGUCUGUCUACAUCCUAUCGUUCUUGGAUCCCAGGACGCUGUGUCGUUGUGCUCGGGUGUGUUGGUACUGGAAGCACCUGUCGGAGAGUGACAAACUGUGGAUGCCCAAAUGUCUAAGGCUAGGCUGGAUCCUGUCCUUCACACCAAGUCCCUAUGAGACUGGCGUCUGGAAACGGAAUUAUGUGGAAAAUCUUAGAUUACUAAAGGUGCACAGACCCUCGAAUCCCCAGCAUUCAACCUUGGAACAGCUGGAGAAGUUAAAGCUUGACCUUGAAAAGGAUUAUCGUGUAUCUAAGCACAAGAGUAAGAAGAAGGAGAAAACGCCUUGGCGUGGAUCUGACCCGGUCCCUAAAGACACGUGGCGUUAUAAUGUGCUGGAGAACGACGACGUUGUACAGAGUGUCAAUAAGAUAAGGAAGAGGAUGACGUAUGGAUCCGAGGCAGAGAUGGUAUCGAAGAAUGCCAAGAGUAAAGUAAAGGCGGGUCACAAUGCCCUCAACAUGUCGACCAGGAGGUCAAUUUCUGCCUCUGUGCCGAGACUGAACACAGGUUUCACAGAGAACGAUGGGCUGGGGAGACCGCAGUGGGCCAAAAAUAAGACUGGAUCACCAUAUGUGUCGUUUGAUCCUGGUAUGGAGACUGUUCAACGUCCAGGCCCAGUUAGUCCUCCAACCAAGUCCAAGAAUGCACAUCCCAUCUCAGCACGGUCCGGCAGGGAUCCACCAUCAGCAAGACUAUUUCCUGAGAAACCCUGGGAUGUGCCGACUGACUCUGAUGAGGAUCUCUGACCCUUGACCUGGAAUGUAAUUAACCUGACCUGAGAAAUUUGCAGACCUUGAACCUAGGAUAUUGGUUGACUUUUACAUGGUGGACAUGUACUGAACUCUGUCUAAUGGUUUAUAGGAUGUAGCCUCCCGUCCCUAGUGUAUAAUCAACAUAGAUAGAUAAUAAAAUUCAUUUUAUUAGGUAGACAACUGGAAGAAGUCAUUCGCUGCAGCAGGUCGUUGAUCUGUAUGUUUUAGGUGAGCUUCAAAAGCCACCUCAAGCCGAGGGGAAUCCUGUAAAACAAUGUCCCCCCCCCCCCCCCCCCCCCCCC
This is a messenger RNA of Mizuhopecten yessoensis (Yesso scallop), 1482 nucleotides long. Its product is annotated as F-box only protein 16-like. NCBI's taxonomy places the organism in Eukaryota, Metazoa, Mollusca, Bivalvia, Pectinida, Pectinidae. The transcript has 9 exons. Gene Ontology annotation, molecular function: protein binding. The record is from RefSeq and is a predicted model, not a curated record. The coding region runs from base 128 to 1174 and encodes 348 amino acids.